Spirodela intermedia is the source of this 2133-nucleotide messenger RNA. The record is from the annotation of a GenBank genome assembly. Lineage: Eukaryota; Viridiplantae; Streptophyta; Magnoliopsida; Alismatales; Araceae.
AUGGAGAGGGCCGCCAUUAACAGACCAGCCAAGCUCGGGAGGAGGAGCUCAUCUGAAACCCCCUCCAGGAAAUCUGAGGUGAAGACGAAGGCCAGGGGUUCCCGGAAUCCUCUAAAGGAGCUCAACGGCGGCUAUCUCCCUCCUGUGCACUCCAGAGAAGGAGGCCCGAGGAGGGGUUGCUUCGGCCGUCUCCUCUCCAACUCCUCUUCUUCCUCCUCGUCCUCCUCUUCCAGGGCCAAUAUCCUCCCCAAGUCCAGGCCUCUUCCUCGAACCCCUACGUCGGCUCCCCCAAACUCGAGAGCCGUCCGAUGCCUCAAGAGCUCGGUGGACGCCCGCAAGAACCAAUCAAGACCUAGUUUUGAGGUACAGAAGCAUUCGGCGUCUGAUCGAAACCAGAGACCCGCAGCAGCCGUGACCUUGCAGAGGUGGAACAGGGGGAAGCUUGGAGGGUUAAGUGCGGCUGCCAUCGGUAAAGGUAAGCCCACUAAUGAGCCGAAAUGGGAGCUUUUGCGGCAUGGAAGAGAACGUCCGGCGGCCAUUUCUCACGUUUGCGCAGGCCUUGGAGCAGAUUUGGAGAAGAGCGGGACUCCUAUGUCUCUGUGUAAGAUUUCUUAUGGAUCUGGUUCGGAUGAUCCGGCCGGAGAGGAAGGAGAUCAGAGUCAGAUCCAGAAUUCCCAGACCCCCACGUCCACAAGAACAGCAACACCACCGGUCCAGGCCACCAUCUCGCCAGAGUUUGGCGGGCAGUCGAUGCUUCCCACUCCCGCGUGCUUCGCUGCCGGCCACCUGCUCACCGGAGUUCAGGACAGGAGGAAGUGUAGGCCCAGAGGAAUCCUGAACGGAGGGAGCAGUGGAUUGCACAUUGCAGACAGUGGAAGUCUGGGAUUUCAUGUUUGUUCCAGCGCUAAAUCUCAAGCCUCCUUGACACCACCGCCUCCCCUGGUGGCCUCUGUACGAUGGCUCUCUUCCCCUGGUAAUGGCCAGAGUGGGAGACUAGAGGAGGUUUCCUCUUCCAACUCGAGGCUAUGUCUUGCUGAAGCUUCUGUCAGCUGGUUCCUCUCCCCGAAAGAAAAUCUAGCAGGCAAAUCUACUCUUCAAAAUUUCUCACCCAAUUCAAACAACUUGGGUUCAUCAGGAACAACACCCUGGUCUAAUCAUCAUCUAUUGGGUGUGUCUCCAGCUUCUCUAACUGAAACUGCCUGCAAUUCGCCUGAGCUUAGGGGUUGGUUGACCCCUAGCUCAUCGAACUUUGAGAAGACUCCACCUGCUCUGGAAAUCUGUCGUUCUCCUGCCAGUAGCAGUGGCCUUAGCCCCUUCUCAAUGAUUCUGCAGAAGGCAUCAGCUAUCUCCAAGUUCAAGGACCACAGCCCACAAGAUAAAGGAAGAUGUCACUACCUCUCAUCUGCUGUGAAUUCGCCAUUCUCAGGGGAUUCACACGGCAACAGCAAUGUUAUGUGCACUCCUUCAUCCUGUUCAAGCCCAAGUAGACAGGUCGGGCAACUCGAUCCCUUUGGCCUGCAUCCCAUGGCCGAGGAGGCUGUUGGGAACCUUUGCUCCUCUCCACCACAUCAGGAGUUAUCCAGCGGUGGCUCAAAGCCUGCUCUCCCAUUUUCCACUCAAAGCUUCCACUUUGGAUGUCCUCCCACGCCUCUGAACUCUGUCGAUCUAUCCUGCUUUCAAAGACCUUCAUGCCUUCAGAGUUCUGCAAAGGUGAAACCCCAGUUUAGGGGAGAGAAUUCAUCGCCCUCAGAGAUGAGGAUUUCAUGGAGAGAGGGACUGAUCAGUCGGAUCUUCGAUAUGCAUGAAUUCACCCAUAGUUUUUGGUCACCGGAGAAAGAGGACGGUGGCUGCCAGGAAGAAAAUCAGCUGACCUCGGAGCUCGACAGAAAGCUUGAAUGCACCCCAGGAAGCUCCAAGUUUACAAAGGUCAACGAGCUGAAUGCAGCACUUGGCUUUGGGUCCUUUGAAUUCUCUGGUUAUGAGCAGCAGAGAGAGCAGAACAGUGGCGGGGAGGGUCCUUUUCCCAGUCCAACUCCAUGCGCAGAGUCCUUGCAGAUUGAUGAACAUUGCCUUAUGGCAUCUGAUGACUCUGACUGGACUCUCUUCUUCAAGAAUCACUUGUUUGAGGUUUGA